Molecule: messenger RNA, 2861 nt
Organism: Acomys russatus (golden spiny mouse)
Lineage: Eukaryota; Metazoa; Chordata; Mammalia; Rodentia; Muridae
Gene: Fam222a
Product: family with sequence similarity 222 member A
Exons: 4
Coding region: 909-2270 (453 amino acids)
Source: RefSeq, a predicted model, not a curated record
CUGCGGCCCCGGGAGCCCCGCGAGCCGUCCGGGGGGCCACGGGCACGGGAGAGACCUGCGCGCCGCCUCUGCUGCAGCGCUCGAACCCCGCGCCCGGUGCACAGCUCUCCAUCCCCCGAGUCUGCCCUGCGCCAGCUGGAUCUGCUGGUCCUCAGCGCCAAGGCCCGGGAGGCUGCAUCCCAGCCUCUGCCGCUCGCUGCGGCUGCCACUGCCGCUGCUCGCCGGCUUCCCCUCCCCCCACACCCGGGGCUUAGAGCAGGAGGAGGAGGGGCCGGUGCGUUCUCGGCGCUGCUCUCUGCAACCUGCGGGGGCCGGUGCACGCCGGCAUAGGAGCCGGGGCCGCUGCAGGUGCGUGCAAUCCUCCUUGGAGACGGACUCUUCCCCUCCGGGCAAACCCGGGAGCUGCAAGCCGAGGGCGGGAGGGCAAGCGAGAGGAAGCAACAAAGACAGGCUGCAGCUGGGGCUGGCGAGAGGGGCCGCGGCCACGGGCCUCCCAGCGCGGACGGAGAGGGCGCCCUGGGAGAGGCGCGGGCAGAGCUGCAGCGGUGAGCCGGGACCCGGAGGGAGGCGCAGCGCCUCCCGCCGGACGCAUGGAGCACAGUCUCCUGCGAGGAUGCGCCGCCUGAGCGCGCGAGCGACCGGGGUCCCGGGCGGACGCCACCGGUGCUGAGAGGAAAAAACCUUUUCUCCGACUUCGGACGGCGCUUUCGGGAGCCCUCACCGACAGCUCCCCUUCCCACCCGAAGAAAGGCAUCGGGGGCCUUCCUCCGGCAAUCUUUAUCACCCUUGCAUGGCCAAGUCCCGCCGAUUGGAGCGUCCUGGCCUCUGAGACUUGGUGCCCUUCGCCUGCCUGGCUGACACGGGAUCCUGCUGCAGAACCUGCCCGGCUCAGGGCUCCCAGCUCAGCCAUGCUGGCCUGUCUGCAGAGGACUCAGAACCCACCCGGCCAACACCUGGCCUGUCCGAGCAAGAGCCUAGAGCUGCGCAAGUGCGAGUCAGUGGCCAGCUCUAUGCAUUCUGCCCGCUACCCAAGCCCAGCCGAGCUGGACGCGUACGCUGAGAAGGUGGCCAACAGCCCGCUGUCCAUCAAGAUCUUCCCCACCAACAUCCGCGUACCACAGCACAAGCACCUCGGCCGCACGGUCAACGGCUAUGACACCAGCGGCCAGCGCUACAGCCCCUACCCUCAGCACACCACCGGCUACCAGGGCCUGCUGGCCAUCGUCAAGGCUGCCGUCUCUUCUAGUGCGGCUAUGCCUGCUGGGCACACCAAAAGCGUGCUCAAGAGCGUGGAGGGCAAGCGGACUAAACUGUCACCAGCCACCGUGCAGGUGGGCAUUGCACCCUACCCGGUGCCCAGCACCCUGGGGCCCUUGGCCUACCCAAAGCCACCUGAGGCACCUGCCCCUCCGCCCAGCCUGCCUGCAGCAGCCACUGCCACCUCUGUGAUCCCUCUGCCGGGCCGGGGCCUGCCCCUGCCACCCUCCAACCUACCCUCUAUCCAUAGUAUCUUGUACCAGCUCAACCAGCAGUGCCAGGCCCCAGGCGCUGCACCCAGCGCCUGUCAGGGCGUGGCUGUGCCCCACCCCAGUCCAGCCAAGCAUGGCCCAGUGCCCAGCUUUCCUAGCAUGGCUUACUCCGCCACAGCCGGUCUGCCAGACUGCCGGAAAGGCACAGAACUGAGCCAGGGAGCCACACCAGCCCUGACACUGGCUGGGACCGCCAAACCUGCAGGGUAUGCGGAAGGUGGCCUAGACUACCUGCUGUGGCCGCAGAAGCCACCCCCACCCCCACCCCAGCCACUGCGAGCCUACAAUAAUAGUAGCACCGUAGCCAGCAAGUCCCCCGAGACUUGCGGCGGGCGGGUGUUCGAGCGGGCCAAUGGGUCCCCUCACAACUGUGGUGUGGGGCUGCCCACCGGCUUCACUGUGGGCCAGUACUUUGCUGCCCCUUGGAACAGUGUUCUGGUGACGCCUACUAGUGACUGCUACAAUCCAGCAGCAGCAGCUGCCGUAGUGACAGAGCUGGGGCCGGGUGCUGCCCGGGAGCUAGCCGGGCCUCCUGCAGACACACUCUCAGGCCUGACCAGCAAGAGCAUGUGCAACACAGCGGUGCUGAGCAGCAGCCUGCAGUCGCUGGAGUACCUCAUCAAUGACAUCCGGCCGCCCUGCAUCAAGGAACAGAUGCUGGGCAAGGGUUAUGAGACAGUGGCCGUGCCCCGGCUGCUGGACCAUCAGCACGCCCACAUCCGCCUACCUGUCUACAGAUAAGGGCUGCUGGGAGCAGUUGGUGCAUCGCACAAGGGCACCUUGCCUAAGGACAUGCCACUCGCAUCCUAGACUUGUACAUUUAUUGCAAUUGUCUGCAACUGGAGGAAGGGACGCCAUUUUCCUAUGCGCACAAAGGGGCUAACAAGGGAACCCUGUGAAUUCAGGCUCCAGUCACAAGGACGGCCUUGCCAUUCUUCACAUGUGGGGUCUCCUGGGGAGCAGUGAGAAGGGUGACCUGCUGGCUAUAACUGGAAUGCCCAAUCCAGCUCCUUUUCUGCACUCCCCCAGGCCUGGCCUGCACUGCUGUGGGGGGUUGAUAAGCCCAGGAAGUCCUCAAGGCCUGCAGUCCCCUGGCCCCACCAGCCCCAGGCCCCCCAGCAGCGGUACUGUAUCUCUCCAAGGCCUGCCCAAGCACUAAGUGCAUUUACAAAUCUCUGAGAAUGUUUUUUUUUAUACUAAAAUUGACCAUUAUAUUCUACUGUGAGAAGUGCAGUCUGCACUAUAUUGUUUUAAAAACGAAGAGAAAGAGAAAAAAAAAGGAAAACAGAUGGUGUCUCAGCUGUGGAUUCGCUGCAAAACUGUUUUCACUCU